Botrytis porri is the source of this 1116-nucleotide messenger RNA. RefSeq lists its product as uncharacterized. The transcript has 3 exons. NCBI's taxonomy places the organism in Eukaryota, Fungi, Ascomycota, Leotiomycetes, Helotiales, Sclerotiniaceae. Bases 1 to 1116 code for a protein of 371 amino acids. The record is from RefSeq and is a predicted model, not a curated record. Gene Ontology annotation, biological process: 3'-UTR-mediated mRNA stabilization. Gene Ontology annotation, cellular component: cytoplasm; nucleus. Gene Ontology annotation, molecular function: mRNA 3'-UTR AU-rich region binding.
AUGUCUUCUCAAGAUCAUCGCGACAAUGCUCCUAACGGUGAUGAGCUCAACGAUUCCAUGGAUCGCUUACAAGUCAAUGAUGAGACUCGUCUUGGCCCCGAUGGUGAACCACUCCCAAAGACCGAUGAAGAAUAUGCAGAAUCUCAACUCACCUUGAGAGCUAUUGUUUCUUCAAAGGAAGCUGGUGUCAUUAUCGGCAAAGGUGGCAAGAAUGUCGCCGACCUUCGUGAUGAGACUGGUGUAAAAGCCGGUGUCAGCAAGGUCGUUCAAGGUGUUCAUGAUCGUGUCUUGACCAUCUCAGGUGGAUGCGAUUCUAUUUCCAGAGCUUACUCCAUUGUUGCGAAGGCUUUGUUGGAGGGCGCACCACAGAUGGGAAUGGGCGGGGUCGUUUCUAACAACGGUACUCAUCCAAUCAAGUUGUUGAUCUCCCACAAUCAAAUGGGUACGAUCAUCGGUCGACAAGGACUCAAAAUCAAGCAUAUUCAGGACGUUUCUGGUGUUCGCAUGGUCGCACAAAAAGAAAUGCUCCCACAAUCCACCGAACGUAUCGUGGAGGUCCAGGGCAACCCCGAAGGCAUCCAAAAAGCCAUCUGGGAAAUCUGUAAGUGCUUGGUUGAUGACUGGGCUAGAGGAACCGGUACUGUUCUAUAUAACCCCAUGGUUCGCACUCAAACCGGUAACUCGGGUGUUAUGGGCCAAGGCAACGUUGGAGGAACUGGUCGUGAGUAUGGUAGCUCACGUGUCAUGCGCACUGGAAAUGGUGCCGACUUCAGUGAGAGUGCUCCACGAUCAUACAACCGCCGUUCUGAAUCGGAUGCUGCUCAACGUGGACCCCCUACUCACGAUGAGAACGGAGAGGAACUUCAAACACAAAAUAUCAGCAUUCCAGCUGACAUGGUUGGAUGUAUCAUUGGUCGGGCUGGUUCCAAGAUCAGUGAGAUUAGAAAGACCUCUGGAGCUCGUAUUUCCAUCGCUAAGUCUCCUCACGAUGAGACUGGAGAGCGCAUGUUCACCAUUAUGGGUACUGCUAAGGCCAACGACUCAGCUCUCUAUCUUCUCUAUGAGAACCUCGAGGCCGAGAAGCAACGCCGCAGUCAAGGCAAUGCUCAAGAAUGA